CCAACAAGAUGGAUCAAAGAGAACACCAAUAUCUGAAGGCCCUCAGUAUAUGCAUCUGGCUCUACAACUUCAUCUUGAGAUCUUUAUGCUUCUUUUAGAGGUGAUCAUAAACAAGACGGCGAAAGAGGCCUCUCAAGCUCAUUGCGGCGAAGAGACGAGUGAUGCAUCAGUUAGUUUUGAGAUGACAAUGUCAAAAGAUCAUGAAGCUAGGUCCAUAGGAGGAACUUCUUUGCGUUGUUUUGCUUGUCGUUGAAGCAAAACAACGAAAUAAAGUAGCGAGCAUAAAUGACAGGGUCGAGGAGAUAGAUGUGGGUAGAAAGCAGAAGAUUACAAGAAGGGAUCGUGUGGAAAAUUGGCUUCAUGCAAAAGGCAAGUAGGUGAUGAAAAAAGCCUUUGACUGAAUAUGGUAUUUAUUUUGGGCCGCCUCCUCUCUCUCCCAUUGCCCCAAUCCCUCUUCCACUUGGAUCGGCCGCUACCCUCCUCUCGCCUCCCGGAUUUCCCUCCCCGUCCGUGCGGAGCGCUACACUGAUCGACGACCUACAGCUCUCUUUCACUUUGGUGUUGGGGCCGACAUUCUUUCUCUAUCAAUCCAUCUCUCCUUCGCUCAAUAUUCUUUCUCUGUCCCAGUGUUUGCCGGCGACGGCAGAGCUGUGCUCUUUGCCAAAGUGGUCGGGUAUGACCCAGUUGGAUUGCCGGUCCAGGUUCAACCGACCGGGUCCAAACGGGUUAACAAGCAACGUACCAAAUUUCCUUUUUCCCUCCUUGAUCAUAUCCCAAAGUCGUACUUCUCAUUGUUAGUAAGCCUCUUAGGAGAAUCACUUCAGUCUUUUCCAAGUCCCACAACGAAAAAGCCACCAAAGAAAGCAAGAGGAAUCCGCGAUUAUUAUUAUGGGUGUUGGCUGCUCUUCUUCUCUCCCUCCCACUGUUAAUAAUCCCCAUUGCUCAAUCACUUUCCCUCAUACAUCAGCACAUGCGAACCCAACCUCGAAUUACCUCCCAAUAAAUUGGCUCGCCAGAGCUCAUCUCCAGAAACCCACAAAAUCCCCCAUUUCCAAACGCCUUUUCACGCUCAAUUCUGCUCCAAAGACUCCGACUUUGAAGUGCGGAAGAACUACCCAGAUGGAGAUUGAAGGUGGAAGUGAUUCUAAACCCAUAUUGGAUUUGCACAGUCUAGAUGACAAUUUGGUCCAAAAGAUGGUCUACGAUGCCCUUGUUUGGAGCUCUCUCCAUGGCCUUGUUGUUGGUGACAGAAAUGUCCAGAGAUCAGGAACGGUACCUGGAAUUGGGAUGGUGCACGCUCCUUUUGCAUUGUUGCCAACCGUAUUCCCAGAAAAUCAAUGGAAUUUAGCGUGUGAAGUGGCACCGAUUUUCAAUGAACUUGUUGAUCGUGUGAGUUUGGAUGGGAAGUUCUUGCAGGAGUCAUUAUCCAGAACUAAGAAAGUUGAUGCUUUUACUUCAAGGCUUCUGGACAUUCAUUCAAAGAUGCUAGAAAUUAACAAGAAAGAGGAGAUACGAUUGGGUUUACACCGUUCGGAUUACAUGCUUGAUGAAAAAACUAAGCUUCUGCUUCAAAUAGAACUAAACACAAUCUCUACAUCAUUCCCCGGUCUCGGUUCUGUGGUUAGUGAGCUUCACAGGAGCUUGCUGAAGAAUUAUGGGGAGCACCUUGGAUGUGAUGUUAACCGUACACCAUCUAAUGACGCUGCAAAUCGGUUCUCAGAGGCCCUAGCCAAAGCUUGGAUUGAAUAUAAUAACCCUAAGGCUGUAAUCAUGGUUGUUGUUCAACCUGAAGAGCGCAACAUGUAUGACCAACAUUGGCUCUCUUUCAACCUCAAGGAAAGACAUAACGUUACAAUGAUCCGGAAGACAAUGGCAGAAAUUGAUAAAGAAGGGGAAAUUCAGCCUGAUGGAACACUUCUUGUGGGUGGCCAUGCGAUAGCCAUCAUAUACUUUAGAGCUGGCUAUGCACCAACUGAUUAUCCUUCAGAAGCAGAAUGGAGAGGUAGACUACUGAUGGAGCAUUCAUCAGCCAUUAAGUGUCCUUCCAUAUCUUAUCAUUUAACAGGAACCAAGAAGAUACAGCAAGAACUUGCAAAACCUAACGUGCUUGAGAAAUUUAUUGAUAACAAGGAGGACAUUGCCAAGCUAAGAAAAUGCUUUGCUGGACUCUGGAGUCUAGAUGAUGCAGAUAUUGUUGACACAGCAAUUGAAAAGCCACAUCUAUUCGUGAUGAAGCCCCAAAGAGAAGGGGGAGGGAAUAAUAUCUAUGGUGAUGAUGUGAGGGAAGCCCUUCUUAGACUGCGGAAAGAUGGGAAAGAACAGAAUGCUGCCUACAUCCUCAUGCAGAGAAUCUUUCCUACAGAUUCUGCCACGUUUUUGGUGCGUGAUGGAAAUUGUCAUAAAGAUCAUGCUGUAUCGGAACUUGGAAUCUAUGGCGCUUAUCUGAGGAACAAGGAUAAGGUUAUUGUAAAUGAGAGAAGCGGUUACUUGAUGAGGACAAAGGUGUCGUCAUCGAACGAAGGAGGAGUUGCAGCUGGAUUUGCAGUCCUGGACAGUAUAUACUUGACUUAAAAUAUGAAAGCAUCUCUCUGUUCUUACAAGCUACACCUUCACUCAUUUGACCCCUCAAGAUUGCAUACUUCAAAGCUCUUCGGUGGAACGUGGGAUGUAACAUUGUCAAAGUAGAUGCAUGUUUUAUCCUAUAUAUUUUGGAGAAAAUGUUAGCCUGAAGUGAAAUUACUUGCAUUAGAUCACCAUUUAGAUAUCAUUAUAUAUUACAAUCCAGCCAGCCAUCAAUGGCCUUCAUGUUCCUUGAGGGGAUUCCUCUUUUUUUUUUUUAAUAACUCCAUGUAGAUUUA
Messenger RNA from Linum trigynum, 2858 nucleotides. NCBI's taxonomy places the organism in Eukaryota, Viridiplantae, Streptophyta, Magnoliopsida, Malpighiales, Linaceae. The record is from the annotation of a GenBank genome assembly.